UAAGUGCCACGGCUCAGCAGCGCCGGCCCAGUCUGCGGGCCUCCGGGGCGACGGCGGGGCCGGCGAAGCGGGGCAGGCGGCGGAGGGGACAAGAUCCGGGCAGGAGGGCAGCGGGCGGCCGGAGAGCCCUGCGCACGCACGAGAUGCUGUCGUGGCGGCUGCAGACCGGGCCGGAAAAGGCCGAACUGCGGGACCUCAACGCCCGGCUCCACGACUACGUGUGCCGGGUGCGGGAGCUGGAGCGCGAGAACCAGCUGCUGGAGGAGCAGCUCCGCGGCCGGCGCGGCGAGGAGCAGCUGUGGGCCGAGGGCCAGGCGCGCUUCGCCGAGGAGGCGCGCGGGCUGCGGGCGCAGCUGGACGCGCUGAGUUGGGAGACGGCGCUGGCCGAGGGCGAGCGCGACGCGUUGCGGCGGGAGCUGCGGGAGCUGCGGCGGCUGGGCGCGGAGGAGAGCGCUGCCCGCGGCCGCCUGGACGCCGAGCUGGUGGCGCAGCGGCGGGAGCUGCAGGAGGCGCUGGGCGCGCGCGCCGCCCUCGAGGCGGUGCUGGGCCGGCUGCAGGCCGAGCGCCACGGCCUCGACGCCGCCCGUGAGCGCGCCGUGCGGGAGCUCCGCGCGCGCGCCUCCGCCCUGACCGUGCACUUCCGAGCCCGCGCGCGCCCCGCCGCGCCCCCUCCGCGCCUGCGGGAGCUGCACGGCAGCUGCGCGCUGCUGGCGGCCGAGUCCUGGCGGGAGAGCGUGCAGCUGUACGAGGACGAAGUGCGCGAGCUGGAGUUGGCGCUGCGACGCGGCCAGGAGAGCCGGCGAGAGGCCGAGGAGGAGGCGCGGCGGGGCGCGCAGGAGGCCGAGUCGCUGCAGCGCCAGGCCCUGGAGCUGGAGCAGCUGCGCGUGCGGCUGGAGGAAGAGCUGCGGCGGCUGCGCGAGGAGCACGGGCUGCGGGCCGAGGAGCGGCAGAGGGUGAUUGACUGCCUGGAGGAUGAGAAGGAGGCCCUCACCUUGGCCAUGGCUGAGAGACUGAGGGACUAUCAGGAGCUUGUGCGAGUGAAGACUGGCCUCAGCCUGGAGGUGGCGACCUACAGGGCCUUAUUGGAAGGAGAAAGUAAUCCAGAGAUAUUAAUCUGGACUGAGCACAUUGAAGACGUACCACAAGGUAAAUAUUUCAGAAAUACAUCCUAUCGAUAUACUGACUCAGUAUCACAGAAAAAUGAAAGAAAUCUAUUUCCAAAGCAGAAAGCACCUUUUGUGGCUUUAAAUCACAGCUCAACUGCAUAUUCUAAUGGGUACCUUGGAUCUCAGACAACCAUGCCUAUUGGAAAUACUGCCAGAAGAGGGUUCCUGGCCUCAAGAUAUUCUGCCUCAGCCACUACCCGGCACAAAGAUGUUUAUGAGAAAACUGUCAACAGUCAAACCAAUUUCCAGACUUUCUCUCCAACCAGAGGUCUUGUAAGAAAUACCGAUGCUCAAGUGAGAACAUUUCCUGAUAGAGCAAAAACUGUAGUUACAAGUGAUGCCCCCAUGUACUUAACCAAAGGUUCCACUGUCAUCCAAGAGUCAUGCCGAGAUCGCUGGGACAGUGUGACAGCAGAUGCCUCGGAGAGCACUCGGUCAAAUGAGAGGACCAUCAUUUUGCAAAAGAAAAUAGAAGCGAAAGCCACAAGGGAGCAAGAGAGCGACAGAUCGGGACCCAUCAAAAUGAAGCCAGAAGAGAAGAUGUUUGAUUCAAAAGAGAAAGCCUCAGAGGAAAGAAACUUAAGAUGGGAAGAACUGACAAAGUUGGAUAAAGAAGCAAGAAAGAGAGAAAGCCAGCAGAUGAGGGGGCAGGCCAAAGGGCAAGAGUCACUGAAGGAGAAGACUGUGAAGGACAAGGAGAUACCCAUUAGUCUAGAAGUGUCCCAGGGCAGCAGAUCAGAGGUGUCCCCAAAAGACAUACAGACACCCAGAAAGAAGGCUGCUGGUGACAGUAAGGGUAGCAAAGCAGCAGCGAGAGAGACCAGGUUCAGGCUGGACACCAGCGACACUGCCAGCGCUCUGCAGGGCGACUCCAUGACAGAAACCAUAGCAGAAAACAUUGUUACCAGCAUCCUUAAGCAGUUUUCCCAGUCUCCCGAAGAGGAAGCAUCUGCCAACUCUUUCCCCGAUACAAAAGUCACUUACGUGGAUAGGAAAGAGCUUCCGGGUGAAGAAAGGACAACAAAGACAGAGAUAGUCGUGGAGUCGAAACUGACAGAAGAUAUCGAUGUUUCUGAUGAAGCCAGUCUGGAAUACCUUUUAAGCAAGGAUGUCAAGGAAGUGGGGCUGAAAGGGAAAUCAGCAGAGCAGAUGAUAGGAGACAUAAUCAACCUUGGUCUGAAAGGAAGAGAGGGCAGGGCAAAGGUUGUCAACGUGGAGAUUGUGGAAGAGCCCAUGAGCUAUGUAGGAGGCAGGAAGACAGAGGAGCUUUCCAGCCCCUUCCAGGUGGAGGAGGUUGACGAUGUGUCUCCAGGCUCCAGGGGGCUUGUUGAGGAAGAGGAACGUGAUGGAGAGAGCCAUGUCACAUUCUCAGUUAAUCAGCAUCAAAGGACCAAGCAACCUGGGGAGAACGUGACUCAUGCGGAAGAAGUGUCAGAGGCAGGUGACUCGGAGGGAGACCAGAGUUAUUUUGUGUCGACUCCAGAUGAGCUCCCGGCAGGGCAUGACAGAGAGGAUGAAGGCUCGGUGUAUGGGCAGAUCCACAUCGAAGAAGAGUCCACCAUCAGGUACUCCUGGCAAGAUGAAAUCGUGCAGGGGACCUGGAGAAGGAGACAGAGGGACAGCGAGGCAGGAGAGAGGGACGUGCAGGACGUAGAUGUUCCAGCACAUUCCCCAGGGGGCGACAUGGGCUCUGCCCAUUGGAAGGAGGAAGCUAGUGGUGAAUUUCAUGCUGAGCCCACGGUCAUUGAGAAAGAAAUCAAAAUACCACACGAAUUGCACACGUCCAUUAGGGACACCUUCUCCAAGGAGCCCCGAGAGCAGCUGGCAGAAGUCAUCGGGAAGCUGGAGGAAACCCUCCCAGAGCGCAUGAAGGCAGAGCUGUCCACCCUGACCAGAGAGGGCCAGGGUGAGCCAGGGAGCGUCUCAGUGGACGUGAAGAAACUCCAGACCACUGGCGGCAGUUCCGUGACCCUAGUUGCUGAGGUCAACCUCUCCCAAACCGUGGAUGCUGAUCAGUUAGACCUGGAGGGGCUGAGCAGAGAUGAAGCCGAUGAAAUAGAGAAAGCGGUGGAGUCGGUGGUACGAGAGAGCUUGAGCAAGCGACAAGGCCAAGCGCCUGGUAGCCCGGACAGGGAAGAUGGUGGCGUUUCCUUCAAGCGCUGGGCCACCAGGGAACUGUAUGGCACGGCUGGAGAGGGGAACGAUGCCGGCCAGGCCUCUGGCAGCCCGGAAGAACCCACUGCCCAGGGCCCUGUGUCGGCCACGGUGGAGGUCAGCAGCCCGAGGGGCUUCAUGCAGUCACACGUGCUGGAGGACUUAAGCCAGUCUGUGAGGCACAUUAGACUGGGCCCCACUGAAGUCUGGAGGACUGAGCAAGUCCCCCACAGAGGACCCACUGGCGAGGUGGUGGAGGUAAGUGAGGACCACAGCCAGGCAGCCAGCGUACGAGGAGCCAGCCAGUGUGCGAGGCACUUUACCGUGGGUCCCAGUCAAAGUCAAGUGCCCACACAAGUUAUCUUCCAAGGCCCCGACUCUGCCUGGCAGGAGGCAGGGGGCACAGAAGAGCCCGGCCUGGCAGAGCUGUCUGCAGACACUGACAGAGGGGGGAGGCACAGCACAUUUGGUGCCCAGCAGUUUCAUGCUGAAAAGGAAAUUAGUUUUCAGGGCCCUGUGUCCGGGGCAGUGAGGGCUGGGGAUUAUUUUGCAACCAAAGAGCCAGUGAGUUCCCAGAUUUCUGUAUGGCACCUCCAGCUUAGCCCAAAAGAAGGGUUGAGGGAACAAAUCCAGUUCAUAGUGCCCCCCCCAGACAAAGCAGAGGGGAGCACCAGAGGGGGAUCUGUACACACUGCAGAGCUGCCAGGGCCCAUUGACAUCAGGCCUCAGGGGCAUCAAGCCACCGAGCAGGUGGUUCCCCAGUCCAUGGUGUCCAGCACCUCACAAGGCACUGUGCACAGGGAGGGCUCCACAGAUGUGACCCAGGCCACUCACAGUUACACUUCCGGUAGGAAAAUCCUCAUGACUGAAAAAAGCACAUUCCAGAGGGUGGUUUCUGAAUCACCCCAGGAGCAUGAUGCAGGGGACAUGUCAGGGGCAGACAUGACAUCAGGCGUUAGCAGAUCCUUCAGGCACAUUCAGCUAGGCCCUACAGAGGCCAGAACCUCAGAACACAUUGUCAUCCACGGACCCAUGUUCAGGACAUUUGCACUCGCUGGUUCACAGGAGCCCGCUGAGAUAGGCGAGCUGGCCGACAGCAGCAGAACACUAGGACAGCUUGCCCUGGGGCCCAAAGAAACUUCCUUUACCUUUCAGAUGGAUGUGAGUAGCAGAAAGGCUGCCCCCACCUGGACACAAGAGGCAGGGACGGAAGCGGAAGCUCACAGUGUAUCUGACCAUGGCGCCUGGAGAGACGCUGGCAGUAGGAAGGACUGGGCAGCUGGCGUGAGCGCUCAGGCCUCUGCUUCGGAUGAAGCACACCAAGAGGAGGGCACGGAGCAAGCUAGGUUUGAUAAGACGGUGCAGCUGCAGAGAAUGGUAGACCAAAGGUCGGUGAUUUCAGAUGAAAAGAAGGUUGCUCUCCUCUAUCUAGACAGUGAGGAGGAGGAGGGUGAUGGACAGUGGUUUUGAUAAGCAGAAAGAUUUCAUCUUAAGUAGCAUCCUACUUGGUAACAAACCAACAGGUAAAGGCCUUAUUUUAUGGAGUAAGGGAUGUUCACCUCAAAGCUUCUCCUGUUUUACUUUCGUUAGAGAACUCCAGGCAGUGAUAAUAUAUUUGAAUCUGUAAAGGUUUGAGGUGAAUUUGUGCCUUUAAAGGCUGGGGAGUUUUAUUUUUGAGAUGUGACUUUGACGAAAAACACUUUAUCUUUUUAGUCUUAAAAAGUUCCUCUUUCUGAAGUUUUCGCUCCAUGUGUGGAGGCGAUUUCUACCAGUUUUGCACCUGGUUACAAACGUGGCUUGUAUCCGUUUGAAACUAUGAUUAAUUACCAACCGGCAAGAUGCUUAAACAUUAACCAGAUUAAAAUAAUAUAUUUAAGAAUAGAUUUUGUGUGCAUGUGCUAAGAUGAAAUAACAAACUAAAAUACAUUUUUCUUUCCAGAGUCUUUUCAAGACUCUAUAUUAAAAAAAACUAAAUGAUUUCAACUUUAGGAAAAAAUACCUAGCUAGAGAGUGAAAUUGCUUUCAGUGCUUGAAUGAAUUGCUUUCUAUGUGUAGCACUUUAAAGAAUAUAGUGUCUUAUUCAUGGAGAGGAUUUCAAAUCAGCAUGCCUGCUAUGUCUGCACAGGUUUCCCCCCACUGGACCCACAGGUGGGGGAAAUGAAGAUCAGGAAUCGCUUACAGUACCAUUUCUUUUGUGUGGUACUAGGUCACGGUAGUGCUCAGUCUGAAUAUUCUGUCUUGUUAUCACCUAAGCUCAGGAGCAGCCAGCUCCUGUCAGAACCCGUACCCUUGAGCCUCUCUGGGCCUUCACCCUUAGCAGCAGGAUGUUCAGCUUCACUGGAGGGGAGCAGAUGCUACAGACCACAAAGAGUGCGUGGAACUCGACUGCAGCUGAACUGGCAGGUUGGUUGUGGCAGGAAAACUGCAACUCGAGGUGGACUGUGCCUCCCAGAGAAGCUGUUCUUGACCCAUCACUCAUGGAUCAAAGGUCUUUCUGAGCUCAGAAUGAAGAAUAAGAAAGCAACAACCUCACAGAAGCGCUUUGCACUUUCAACAGAAAUCCUGGCAGUGGGGCUGUUCCGUCCAGGGAAACAUGCAAUGUGUUAGACAGAGUGAGGUGUCUGGAGAAAGGAGCUAGGUACUUUUCCUGCAACCCAGCACUGGAGGGUGACCAAGGCCCCACUCCUGGGCCAUGCAGUGUGGACCUGCAGGUGUACACCACUGCAUUUAAGAUAUUAGGGUGAGCUUGUCUGGAUUUGUUUUAUUUCACACAUGGGUAUUGUCUCUAAAGCUCCCAUCUCUAAAGGUGUGGCGUCACAUAGGGAUAGCAUCUCUAGCAGCACAGUGUUCUUGUAGCCCACAUCAGUUGCUUUCAAGGAUGCUGCCUAAGCUGUGCUUCCUGUAACAGCUCAGUAGACCCAACUGUCAGGUUCCGAGGAAGAAGAAUCCGAGGUGAUGCCACCUUCAGGUAGGUUCUGACGGUGGCGGGGCACAGUGUGGGACGAUCUUCCAGCACCCUCUAACAGGGUUUGUGUCUGGGCCCAGGAACCACUACAGCAGAUAGGCCAGGGAGAAAAUUUUCUUAGCUGAUGAAUGGAGGAGAAUUACAGUGUACCUCUCAAGAUGAUGUGGUUUUAAAAAACACCUUGAGUCAGGGUAUAGAAAGGAAGUUGAUACGAAUUGCAACCUUAAAUCUUUGUUAUCCAUCUGCCAGACAAACUAGUGACUGUCAGACAGGUAGACAGGUGACCACUUGUUCAGGGGCUCCUUAUUUCUCCUACAGUCAGAGAUGUGAUGUAUUUUUACAGCGACAGGCAAUGGUAUUUGUCUAAGUGAUUUAUUAGGAUUUGGCCAAGGUGACAGUCUCCUAUUUGAUGACAAGACUAUGAAUCUAAGUGGGCCUAGCUGAUGUCUCCAUCCUAGCCCAUGAGCUUGUGAAUGGAUGCUGAUGUGAACAGGUUAUUACUAUCAUGACCCAUUUCACUUACUUUGGAAAAGAAGCAUCUUAGAUUUUAAUUUUCCUCUCUACGUUGGAAUGCAUAUCUGCCUGAAGCAUUCACCACUGAGGAUUGAUGAGUUGUCAUCGGUUCAAGUCUCUGGGUUACCCAGGAGCAAGGCUUGCCUUUGUCAUGCUGGCGAGUUGAGUUGCCCCCUCAGCUCCUUUCAAUAAAACCAGUCACUCUGGAGGCGAGAGAAAUCAGUGUUGUGGUUGGACAGGGCAGGAACAGCCACUGUUGCCCUAUUUAGGAUUAUUUAGAGAAAGCAGUAUUCAUUGAAUGUUUGUCAACUUCCCGCUGUUUGACAGUUUAAGAUGUCUACGUAGAAUGGAAUCAUCUAAGAAGCUGAUUUGGCUAACCUGUUCCCUCAAAGGGAAAUGUCACAAUGUAUAGAAAUAAAAAUCUGAGGAAAAAACCCCACAUUGUUCCUAAAGAGAAUGAAUGUUUCCAGUCAACUUUGGUGUGGUUUCUUUUAAACUCUAAAGCAAAUGUGAGUUUUUGUGCAGGUUUUUAUGAUGGGACAGAAUUACUGGGAAAAAUAUAUAUGAAAGUUGCCAUCCCCUUACUCCUCCCUUGAAUCAGAACUCGAUAUCAUCGACCCAGAA
This is a messenger RNA of Heterocephalus glaber (naked mole-rat), 7422 nucleotides long. NCBI's taxonomy places the organism in Eukaryota, Metazoa, Chordata, Mammalia, Rodentia, Bathyergidae. The record is from RefSeq and is a predicted model, not a curated record.